Paramecium pentaurelia is the source of this 1650-nucleotide messenger RNA. NCBI's taxonomy places the organism in Eukaryota, Ciliophora, Oligohymenophorea, Peniculida, Parameciidae. The record is from the annotation of a GenBank genome assembly.
CAAUGUUUUUAUAAGGGUCAAAAAUCAAAACACUUGAGCCAACUGUUAAUUAAUAAAUGAAAUAUUCAACAAGAUAAUUAAAUUAAGAGCCUAAAUCUUCACAUUCACUACAUCGUCGAUAUUCUACUAUUGGUGUAAUUCAUCAAGAUGUUUACAAGAUCGAAGAUAAAUAUUCAAAAAAGUUAAAUCACUUAUUACAAACUAAAUAUUAUAAUAUGCAUUAACUGUUCAAGAAGAAAUAAUAUAUUCCUGCAAAUUUUAAGUUAGACAAUAAACCAUUUGAACAUGUAGUAACAAAUUAAUUCUCUAAAACAUCAUCCUAAUUUGUUCAGAAGAAAAAGAAAUUUAAUGUAAAAGAAUGGCAUAAAAUUAAUUAUGAUAGGUUUAGAUUCUUGAGUAGGUAAGAAAGUAUUGAAAAAUUAGUAAGUAAUAGAUAUCAAAGUAUUUAGCCUUGUUUAUAAAUUUCAUAGGCUAAUAGAUAACAUAGAUCAGUCUCGUAAAUAAAUAAUUAUAGAACUGAAUCAUUUAAUAGUUUUAAUAAUGACAGGAGUAAGGGUCAAAGAUGUAAUUCUUUAUAAAAAGAAAAUCUUGUUAUAUUUUUAAUUGACUAAAAUUAACACAACUAAAAACAUGACAGAAUUGCUUAGAUUGUAUGAAAAUAAUUUCACUAUCAUCUUAUAUUUAUUUAUAAUUAUAAUGAGUUAAUUAAUAUCAAAAAUAUUUUUCUAAAAAACUGUGUUAGUAUUAAGAAUUCAAGGUUCAAUUAAUUCUUAAUUGUAAGAAAUAGGUUUAUAAAUAAUAGAGUGAGUUAAAUUUCUCAUUAGUUGGAGCAUUAUAAUAGAGGAAGUGUAGUGGCUUUAGGAUUAAUUAUAAAUUCUUAAGGAGGAUGUCCAUACUAAGUUGAAGUGUUGAAAAAGAGAAUCAAAAAUUAUCUAAAUGAUUUGCCACUUUAUACAUUUGCAACUGAACAUAGUUUAGGAAAUGCAUAUCAAUUAUUAUAAUUGGGAAAUAAAUCAUAUGCUUAAAAUACAUCUAAGAUUGGUUUUACACAUAUGUACCAAAACAAAUUAAAUUUUGCUGAUUUCCUCAAAAAUUAUGGGAUAAAUGUAAUGUUAUAAUAUAUAUUAUUAGACUUUGUAAUAUUAAUCAAGUUAAAUAGUUAAUCAUAAUUUUGUUGUAAAUUCAUCGAUAAAAAGCAAUAAUUAAUAAGAAAUAAAUUAUUUACAUCAAUAUUAUGGAUUGAAAUCUAAAUAACUAACAGAGGAAUGUUGGACAAGUAGAAGGGAAAAAAUAAAAAUAAAUAAGGAAUAAUUAGAAAAUAAUGUAUUUUUAGGAGUAGAAGCAAAAGAACUAGGAUUGGUAGAUGAAUUAGGCAGUUAUGAAAAAGUUUUGAUGUAAUAGUAUCCAAAAGCAAAGAUAAUUCCAAUAAAUACUGAAGGCAAAUUAAGAGAGUAUGAGAAUUGGUUUAAUUUGUUCAUUAAGAUAUCAUAAUCAAGUAUAGAUUGAUAAUUUAUUUAUAAAGGAGGUUUUUUGGGAUUGGUAUUAUUGUUUGGAGUUAAAGUUAUGGUGAAAUGGGGAUUGAUCAUUUAUGUAUGGAGAUAAUCAGUCAAAUAAAGGAAAUUAUAAAAGUAAUAAGAAUUAUAAUAAUGA